CAUACAAGAAAAAAACAAUGGAACCCAAAAAGAUACCAACAAAGCUCAAAAGAAAAAAGGAAAGCAGCUGAAGCAGCUUAGUUGAAAAUCCAAGGAUAAAACCCUUCCACACCUUCUACAAAAACCCCCCCCAAAGUGAUUGAGAUUUUAGAGAAGGAGCAACUGAGAAAAGACUACCAAAACCCUAUAUUUUCAUCUUUUUUUUAUCAGACAAGGUCCGUCCUAUUUUCUUUCAUAUCCGUACCCUUUGUUUUCUUUUUUAUGUUCUUGAAUUUUCCUUUUCACAUAUAGCUUCUGAUAUGGCAAAGCAAAGUAGCUGAAUAUUUUUGCUUUCAUUAGAAAAGCCUUAUUCUAUAUAUAUAUAUAUAUAGAGAGAGAGAGAGAGAGAGAGAGAGAGAGACUACACUUGUAUAUAUAUAUAUUGAUUUGAAAAAACGAAAGAGAGAGAAAACAUGAUGUGUGGGAAGAAAGAAGAUGAAGCAGCUGCAGCAGAGUGUUCUCAAACUAUCCAAAGCUUUCAAGAACAGCAAUUUCUUCUCCAUCAACAUCACCAACAACAGAUGCACCAAAACCACCAACACCACCAACAACACCAACAACAACAGCACCAAUUGAUAUUCCCUGAAGUUCCACCAAUCUUGCAACCAUGGUCAAUCCCUCCGGUUCAUUCUUUUAACCCGGCACACUUUGUUUCCGCGAACCCGGUUCAUCAUAGAGACCAUCAUCAUGAUCCAUUUCUUGUACCUCCUCCUCCAGUACCAGUGCCAUCAUAUGCUGCUAGUUUGUUCAAUAGGAGACCUCCUUCAUUACAGUUCACGUAUGAUGGCUCAUCCACUUCCGACCACCUAAGGAUCAUUUCCGACACACUUGGACCCGUUGUUCAUCAUCAACAAACUGGUUCUGCGGCUGCUGUUCCUUUUGGUCUCCAAGCUGAGUUGGGUAAAAUGACUGCUCAAGAAAUUAUGGAUGCUAAAGCUCUUGCCGCUUCUAAAAGUCAUAGUGAAGCUGAAAGGAGGAGAAGAGAGAGAAUCAAUAAUCAUCUUGCUAAGUUGCGCAGCUUAUUACCAAGCACCACCAAAACGGACAAAGCUUCAUUGCUAGCAGAAGUAAUCCAACAUGUUAAAGAACUCAAACGUCAAACUUCAUUAAUAGCAGAAACAAGUCCAGUGCCAACCGAAAUGGACGAACUAAUAGUCGAUGAGGAAGCAUCUGAAGAAGACGGUAGGUUUAUAAUCAAAGCCUCGCUUUGCUGCGAAGACCGUUCGGAUCUUUUACCUGAUCUUAUCAAGACAUUAAAAGCAAUGCGCUUGAAAACAUUGAAAGCCGAGAUAACCACACUCGGUGGACGAGUAAAGAAUGUGUUAUUCAUCACCGGUGAUCAAGAAGAUUCAAGUUGCGGCGAAGAACAAGAUCAUGAUCAACCUCAUCAACAACAAAGCCAAUAUUGUAUAAGUUCAAUCCAAGAAGCGCUUAAAGCUGUUAUGGAGAAGACAGGUGGAGAUGAGUCUUCUACUGGAAGUGUUAAGAGACAAAGGACUAAUAACAUCAACAUCCUUGAACAACAACACAGGUCUCUUUGAUAUAUAUAUUUUUUUUAAAAAAAUUGAUAAAUGUUUUUUUUUUAAUUUUUUUUUUUACUUUUUGUUUUUCGGUUAUUUCUUGUGCGUGUGGUUUUUUGUUUUUUGUUUUUUUUUGUUUUUUUUUUUUUUUGGCGUGUCUUAUAUGUUUAUGUAUUGUUCCACGGGAAGAACAAAUAGGUAAUGAUGGUUGUGGUUUUUUGUACUUGCAUUUUCUCCAAAACUAUAGGUGAGAGAGAGAAAGAGAGAGAUAUUGAUUAUGUUUGUCUGUUAGGAAAAGAGAAAAGAAAGAGAAGGAAAAAAAAAAAAAAAAAAAAAAAGAAAAGAGUGAAGGAUAUCUUUUUCGUGAGGAGAGAAACCUUAUAUAAAGACCGAAGAUAGAAAAAUCCGGACUUGAUUAAAUAGCUCUUUUUUUUCUUUUCUUUUUUUUUUUCUUUUUUUCUUUUCUGAUCCUAUUUGAACUCAAAGUUCGCAGAGUCUCUCAGCUGGGUUUUUGGUUUGGUUUUUGUUUUUUAGUGUCUUUUUUUUUUUUUUCCGUCUUUUCUUUUUCUCUUUCCUCAGAGAAACUGGUGGGGAUAUUUGUAGUUAUUCAUUAGAAUGGUGACGAAUGUAGUUUCUCAUCAUUUGCUGCAUUACGUCCUCACCAGAGCCAGCUAGGCUUUAACUUAACAGCUAUAUAUCACCAUCACCAUCUUCUUCUUUCACAAUUAAUAUCCCUCUCCUCACUGGUUUUCAGAAAAAUGCAAAUUGCAAAACCCUAAUCAGGAAUGCAUGAUGAUGAUGAUGAUGCAUAUGUUCAGUACUGUCACGAGAAUAUCUCAGUACCCAUCUAUCUAUUUGACUAAUUUAUUAGGAACUCAAUGUGUAUAUAUAUAUAUAUUGUAUUUCACCGUUUCGGUUUCUUGGAUUUUCCCUUCUAUAUUUUAUUUUAUUUUA
Molecule: messenger RNA, 2513 nt
Organism: Ziziphus jujuba (common jujube)
Lineage: Eukaryota; Viridiplantae; Streptophyta; Magnoliopsida; Rosales; Rhamnaceae
Product: transcription factor bHLH30
Exons: 2
Coding region: 453-1580 (375 amino acids)
Biological process (GO): regulation of DNA-templated transcription
Molecular function (GO): DNA-binding transcription factor activity; protein dimerization activity
Source: RefSeq, a predicted model, not a curated record